UGACAAUGAAUUGUCCAGAUGAAUUAAUCAAAAUGACUCUGCUAUUGAUGUUGUCCAGUGUUUGAUUCAAUUACCUAGGUCUAAGUUGUAUUUCUAUGUUUCAUUCUCUGCAAAUGCUUUGAAAGUAUGUCUUGGUCAAAGAUUAUCACUAAUUUAACCUUUUAAAUUUAAGCAAGAGAUAGAGAGAUUGAGGCUAUGGCAGAAAGUCAUGGAAGAUCAGCGACCAAGACUGGCCUGGAACAACAAACCUAUUGAGACAGAAAGAGAGAGGGAAAGAGAGAGGGAAAGAGAGGAAGAAAGGGAGAUGGAAAGGGAGAGAAAAGCAGAAUUGGAAAGACAAGAAAUGAAGAAGAAAGUGAAACAGGCAGAAGAAACAAUAAAAGCGUUAGAACGAGAGAUUGAGAGAUUGAAAGAGACUGAAAAGGAAGUCAUAUUUGAAAGAGAAAGAGACAUGCAUAUUGCAGAGAAUGAGAAAGUCAAACUGGUUAACGAAAAGGUGAAAGAGUUAGAAAGAGAGGUUGAGAGACUGAAAGAAGAUAUGACAACAAAAGAGAUUCAAUACAAAAUCAAAUUUGAAAGAGCAAAAGAAGCAUAUAGAAGACAGAAUGAGAGAGUGAAACAGGUUAACCAAAAUGUACUAGUGUUAGACAGAGAAGUUGCAAGAAUGAAAGAAGAGAUUAGAUUGAAAGACGAGACUGAACCAGAGAGAACAUUUGAUAGAGACAGAGAGAGAGAAAAGGAUUGGAGACGAACUGAAGAGGAGAUGAAAAAUAGAGUGGAGAGAGAGACGGAGAUGGAGACAGCCCUCAUCAAUGACAAAAAGAAGUCUGAAUUGGAGGAAGUCUUCAAGAAAAUCAAGGAACAGCUGAUAGAAUUAGAAAAUAUGGAAACAGACAAAUAUAAAUGGAAACAGAACCAAAUGGACAUGGAGGAGAAGAUGGAGGGUGAGAACAACAAACAGAAAGAGGUAGAAAGAAAGAGAAUGGAGAAAAUACCAAAACAGAGACAACAAGAAGAUGAGAAGAAGAAAGAGAUGGAGAGAGAAGAAGAGGAGAGACAGAGAGAGAUUGAAAGAGAGAAAGAAGAAGAAAUAUGUAAACAGAAGCAAAUAGAGAUGGAAGAGGAAGAACGAGAGAGGGAGAAAGAGAGACAGAGAGAGAUCAAAAGGAAGAGAAUGGAGAAGAGACAGAAAAAUAUGGAAAGAGAAGAAGAGAGACAGAGACAGUAUGAAGAAGAAAGAUGUAAACAGAAGCAAAUAGAGAUGGAAGAGGAAGAAAGAGAAGAAGAGAGACAGAGAGAGAUGGGAGAGAAAGAGAGACGACAACAACAAGAGGAGAGAAAGAGAACGUUUGAAAGAGAUCAAGAAGAAGAAGAUAUAUUGAAACAGAAGCAAAUUGACAUGGAGAAGGACGGAAGAGAGAAGGAGAACAAGAGACAGAGAGAGAUAGAAGAGAUACACAGACGACAACAACAAGAGGAGAGACAGAAACAAAUGGAGAAAGAGAAAGAAAGGGAGAAAGACAAUGAGAAUCAGAGAGAGAUGGAAUUAAAAGAUCAGCAACAGAAAGAGAUGGAGAAAGAAAAGAUGAUCAUGAGAGAGAGGGAGGAAGCAGGAAGAAGAAAGGAGGGGCAGAAAAAUAUUUUUGGGGAAAUUGAGGGACAGAAUGAACUGGAGACAGAACAGGAGAGAGAGAUAGAAGAAAAGCAUGAAGUGAUUAAGGAAGCAGAGGAAGAGUACAGAGAAAGAGAAGAGAGAGGAAAGGAAGUAAGCAUGAAGAAACAUGGAGUAGUUAAUGUUAAAGCAAAAGCACGGGAAGUCUUCAAUAGACGUAAAGAGAGAAGGUUAGAAGUGUUGAAGGGGGAACGAGAACACAUAGAAAGAGGACAACAAAUCAGGAGGGAGAAGGAGGAAAGACGGCUGGAGAUGGAAAGAAAACAGGAGAGGGCAAGACAACAAGAGGAGCAGGAAAAAAAACAAGAGAUUGAAAUUGCUAGACAGAAAGAAAUGUUCAGACUAAGAGAGGAGGAGAGGCAGAGAGAGGAAGAGAGAGAGGAGGAGAGAAAGAGAGCCAUUGAAGGCCAUUUAUCUUUAAUCAGAGAGAGAGAGAUAAUAGAGGCAAAAAGAAGAGAGGAGAUGGUGGAAGAGGAAAGAAGGGAGAUCCUUGAAAAGCUCAAGAGGGAUGACUUAGAGGAGGAGGAGAAGGAAGAAGACAAGGAGGACAUUCUCCCACCUGAUAAAAGUAUCCGAAGGAGAGUUGUGGGCUAG
Messenger RNA from Salvelinus fontinalis (brook trout), 2266 nucleotides. Its product is annotated as trichohyalin-like. Bases 209 to 2266 code for a protein of 685 amino acids. The transcript has a single exon. Lineage: Eukaryota; Metazoa; Chordata; Actinopteri; Salmoniformes; Salmonidae. The record is from RefSeq and is a predicted model, not a curated record.